Messenger RNA from Eriocheir sinensis (Chinese mitten crab), 7265 nucleotides. It is a transcript of the gene spri, whose product is annotated as protein sprint-like. Lineage: Eukaryota; Metazoa; Arthropoda; Malacostraca; Decapoda; Varunidae. The record is from RefSeq and is a predicted model, not a curated record. Gene Ontology annotation, molecular function: small GTPase binding; guanyl-nucleotide exchange factor activity. Gene Ontology annotation, cellular component: cytosol; endocytic vesicle. The transcript is spliced from 12 exons. Gene Ontology annotation, biological process: signal transduction; vesicle-mediated transport. Bases 1 to 5073 code for a protein of 1690 amino acids.
AUGGGUGUGCACGGGAAGUAUAUCAUCACCCACCCUAAGAGCACGACGUUCUCCAAGGCGCUCAACAGAAUCCUGCCGCACCGCUUCAGGAAGUGCGAUGACUGCCACUACAAAGAGAAAGACUGCAUAUGUAGCUUUCAGUUCUACAGAGGAGAUGGUUUCCUUGAGCAGCAUCUGGCAGGUGUGGGAGAGCCAAACGUCACAGUCACUCGAGCAGGCCCUCCGAGCGGCGUCCUCCCUCACGACAACCACCACCACCCAGGAGCGAAGCCGCCACCUCACCAUCACCACCACAACAACCAACAACAACAGCUCCAGCGAGGACGUCCCUUCCCUAACCUCUCCUCCACGGUCACCUCCACCCCUCGCCACCGCCUCAUUCUCUCCUGCGCCAUUCCCACCCAUUCACAACACCCCUCCCCCACAGAGCCCUCCCCCGCCCCCCGACGCGUGGAUACACCUCCCCGUGUCCCCGAAAUUGUCCCCCCCUCCCCCCCUGAGCACCUCCACCCCCACCAGCAGCGCGGGACCGACGGUGGAGUACGACGCCCCGGUGUUGGUCUCCCACACGUGGACCGGAGCCUCCACCACCAGCAACACCACCGCCAGGGUAGGCCGCCGCUAACCACAUCAACCACAACCACAACCACCACCACUACCAUGCCUGUUAACGGGUUGGGGAGCUUGGGCCUCGGUGGGGUCGGUCUAGGAGGUGGCGGGCCUCUCUCCUCCCCCCCUCCACCUUCCUCCCUCCUCCUACCACCUCCACCUCCUCUCCCAACUAACAUCACCACCCCCACCACCACCCCCACCUCCAUCUAUGACCCCAACACCAAUAUUCUCAAUAAUAACCACCACCAUAACAACAACAACCAGCUUAACCUCCUCCAAAACUUCGACACCACCUCCUCCACCACCUCCUCGUCCAUCUCCAACACCAACACGUCCUCCAUCUCCGUGUCCUCCCGCUGCCCGCCGCUUCACGACCUGCACGACUACACCGGUGACGGGUCUGAGGGUGACAACUAUCAGACCGGCAGCGGGGAUGGGUCGGAGUGUGAGCCGUGCCACAUCCAGCUGGACGAGCGCCUCAUCAAGAGCUACCCCAUCUGGUUCCUGCCUGACCUGCAACGAUCUGGCGCCGUUCACCUUCUGCAGGGCAAGGACGAAGGGAAUUUCAUCGUGCGACAGAGCAGCCAGCAGAACACCCAGGCCCUCAGCGUGCGCCUCCCGCCGGACAAGGGGCCCUACAUCCAGCACUACCUCAUAGAGAUCCACAACGAAGGAACCUCGUACUCGCUCGAAGCUUCGGAAAACCGCUUCGACACCCUUCCCGCGCUCAUCGCCUACUACUCGCAGUGCUGUGACGAGUUACCGGUCCAGCUCAAGCUUCCCCGCAGUAUCCAGGACGCCAAGACCCGCCAUGAGAUCAGCUCCCUCUCUCUCCUCGGCCAAGAAUUUUGGGACACAGUAAUGGCUAGCCCCACCGCCAGCACCCCCACAGCUGAGAGCUACCACAGCCACAGUGCUGCUCCAACACCCUCGCCUCGCCCACACGACCUCUCCUUCAGCAGUUUUGGAAAAGGUGGCAUUACACGAGGAACAUCUUCCACCAGCCUCCUGUCUCCACAAACCCUGUCAGGAAUGUGUGCCUCUGGAGGGUCAGUGGGCAGCUCUGGGGGAGGCUCCACAUCUCCACUGACGCCAGUAAGGCCAGCUCCUCCGCUUCCACCUCCUGGUGAUCGAUCAUCCCUGAAUCUUAACUUGGCCCCCCUUGAAGAGUUCUUAAAAGAGCAGCCAACAUUCACUUCUUUCCGCUCCCAACCAGCCACUCCAGUCAGUCAGCUAAAGCCCAGCACUCCCAGCACAAAGCCAGUGCCUCCACCUCGUUCUAGUCCACCUGGAGUGCAGAGGACUAACCAGAUCAGUCCACCAAGUGCACAGAGAUUGAUAAGCAAGCCUGUGCCUGCAGCUAGGUUCAGCUCUCCCAUAGGAUCUGAAAUAGGAACACCCACCAGUGAUAACGGAGAGCUAAUUCCCCGUCAGACCCAAGCACCAGUGCCCCCGCCUCGCUGGGCCCGACCCUGCAUAACAACGUCACCCUCGAACAUUACUGUCACAACCACCCUUACCCUCAACGUUAAUCAAGUAAAAGCUCUCCCACUGCAGGUCGAUGAAAAUCAGCAAGGAAUGACUGUUCACAUAGCCAAUCUUGAAAUUUCCCCCACAAAUAGCAACAAGUCCCACACAAAUGCAGUUAGCUCUACGCCAAAUGAUAACCAAAGUGGAACCUUAAAUGGCUACAGAGACGGCCUUCAUUUGCAGAUCCGACAACAGAUUACCUCGCCCCAGAGCACCCCUUGCACCCCCUGCGGACCGAGCACCCCUGUUGGUGAGGAGGGCACUGGCAUGUCACGGGUCAGAAUGAGGAGCGGGAAGAGAGACAAACGGAGGCAUUCCAAUCACUACCAUGAGGCAAAUAUCAUUGACUCUAACGCCCUCUACCGGUCGUCUGUGGUUGACAAGAUGAGUGACUAUGAGGAUCUCUGGUCCAGUCCUCCCCGUGAGUUGCCCACAACACCAAAUGCAUCCCAGCCCAAAAUGUCAACCUUCAAGCCUCGUAAUGAAAUCUCAAAGUCAAUGGGGGAUUUGAGUGAAAUAGCUAAGAACAGUAAAACGACUCACUUUCCUUACAAUACAGAGGUCAAUGAAGGUGAUGAAAGCACAAGCAAGAAUGAAAAGUCUGGUAAUGGCAAUAGUAAUGAUUCCAUCAACUCCUACCGCAAAAAUUCCAGCCCUUUCUACAUGGAGCCAGCAGAUGCACUGAAGGAACUGCAGCCACAGGCAAGAAUUAACAAGGCCUCAAAUGCAUUGCCAAAGAAAGUAAACAACCGGUACUCUGACUCCAACAUUCAGUGGAAGACCAGGAAAAGCCACAAUUCUUUAGGUAUAAUCGAUUCCAAUGAAGACUUGCCCUCUGCGUCCAGCACAGAAUACCUGGCAAACGGGAGGCAUAAUGAUGUCACUAAUAUUAGAACAGAAGAGGAAACGAAUAGAAACAUUGAGACAGAAAAGAAUAAAGUCAAUGCAGGUCACUUAGCCAAUGGUCAUAGACGAAACGAAGCACGUCGGCACUCAAGACUUGGGGGGAGAGGAAAGCCCAUAGCACCUCCAAGAAUUGGCCUCGAUUCUCAUACCUCAAACGGAGAUCACAAUGCUGACCUCGGUUGCCAUCUCGCAUCCUCUUGGGAGUACCAGCUUCAUGGCUCGGACACAGAAGACAUGCAGGGUGGGGAGAGCAGGUUUCCAGUGGGUGACAAUGGGGAGUCUGAUAGUGUGAUCAUCCCUGGAGAAAGAACUGUGCAGGAUUUAAUCUCAGAAAAACAUCCAGAUCUGGUGCCCUCAGAUUCACAGUCCAUAGCACCAAGUUCAAUAACGCGCAUCAGCGAGUACGACAAUGUGGGGGGUCAUGGUGUCACUUUCCGAGGGGAGGAUCGUCACCACAAAGCGUCUAACAACAAAGCCUCUCGCAUCAUCCCUCCCGAAGAGCGCAUUCAUCCUCCUCUUCCCACUCACUACUUUCCUUCAACUAUAAGUGAUGCAGGCACAGAGUUCUCGGAGCCCUGGGACUCGCAUAGAUGGGAACCCUUUAUGCACUCUGAGGACGACUCUUCCGUGGACCACUACCCUCGCAGCAUGUCGGAAACCCCUGCUCUGUGCACCAACACCCUGGAGGACUCUGAUAUGGGUGGUGCUGGAGUGACUGACACGGACUCAUUUGUGCAUGUGACGGGUGAAAAGGCGACUGUUAGUGAUGAUGAGGAGACCGUAUCCAUUUCAGGGACGCCUACCUUGUCCCUCGCUCAUGCUCAUAACCUUGACACACAGCAACGCUCAAGAAUUAUGUCUCCUCAGCUCUUGGCUCUGAGACACCGGCAGGACGCUGAGAACGGUGUUGCCAUCAGGGCCUACGCUGUGGAUCUGGGCAGUGAUACCUCGACAACAUUCAGCCGAGCAGUCAGCAACUUCAUUACCUGCACCCUGGAGAGCACGGAGAAGGACCCCGCCAUUGUCACUCGCAACGUGCGACAAUUCAUGUCUGGGAUGAAGAAUUAUUUAGUGACUAGCGGAGAGAAGGAGUUUGAAGCAAUUGUAAAGAGACAACAAAGUAAUCUCAAGGCUACAGAAUUUCUGAAUCUGGAUGCCAUCUUGGAGGACGUGUUGGUCCGCCUUGUCUUGCGACCAUUGAAGGAUCACAUCAACAAGCUCUUCGUGGAUGCAUACUCUGCUAACGGUUCCAUACAGCAGCUGGCAAACAACAUGAAGUAUGCCCGCUCGCAGCAGUAUGUUCGGCUCGGAAUAAAGGCUGAACUGUCACCACCCGCGGGAGCCUCGCUGGACACAAUCCGCAGUUUACUGACACGCAUGCAGAAAGUUUAUGCUCCAAGAGAAAAACUGGAAGCUCUCUUGGCAACUAUUUCACAUAUUUACCAAGCUAUGUAUGAGAAUGGGAACACUUGCGGCUCUGGUGAUGCCGACGACCUGGUGCCCAUGAUCAUGUGGGUCUUGUGCCAGUCACGGAUGGUGUCGGCAGAGGUUGAAGCAGACUACAUGUGGGGCCUCCUCCUCCCCAGCGCUUCAUCAGGAGAAGCCUCCUACUACCUGGAGGCCUUCCACUCGGCCAUCCAUGCACUCAAGAACCUUUCUCCAUCGCCUGAGUCUUCACCUGGAAACAGUCUGGAUUCUGUAAAACCGGAUGUAUCAGUUGUGUCAGAUCAAGGCAUCAUGAAGAUCGUAAUCCCCGAUGAGAAGAAUGGCAGCAUUGUGACCCGCACAUUGCCCAUUCGACCAGCAACAACUACCCGGGAGGUGUGCAAGAUGAUGGCCCACAAGCUCAAGGUCACAAACCCUCAAGACUAUGGACUUUACAAACUCGUGGAUGGUCUUGAGAGCCUGCUGACAGACAACGAGUGUCCCCACAAGGUGAAGUCUGACCUGACCAACUCCGGCUCCCACUGCACAUUUGCAUUCAAGCGCAUAGAUGCCAAGAUUGCAUGGCCAAUACUCUCGUGAUCAAAAUCAUUUACUUGAAUCUGAUCCAAAAUGUCUCCAAGAACAUAUCUCUGUCCUUGGAUUGUCUGCAGUGUACUGGCUCAUGCAUGUGCCAUGACAAAUCAUAUGUAAAAAUCAUCAUACCACAAAACAAUAACACUUUUUUAGAUCUGAAGGUUUGUGUUCCAUAUCCUGUAACUGCUGCACCAGGUCCUCAGCUGAAGCAUAUUGUAUGCCUGCUCAGCUGUGGGCCCAAGUAUAUGCUUGUGUGGUGUGUAGAAGUAAGAUUAAAAAUUCAAUAUGUGUAAAGUUGACAAGCAUAUGUUAUGAAUUUUUAAUAUUCACUCUUUGUGAAACUUUAUACUGCUUGGGCAUUAAUAUAAUUCUACAGAAGAAAUUUCAUCUCAGGAAAGAGAAAAAAAAUGUUUUCUACCCUUUUUCUUUCCUUGUAAAUGUGCCGCCUUCACCACUUACACUAGAACUUAAUAUUUUGUGCCAGAUGCCAUCAAAAGGUCUCACAGCACAAACAAAAAUCACUGUAGAAUAUAUUUUGUUACUGUUAUUUCGUAAUGAAAUCUUUUAGAAAACAUUAGCUUAUUUUCACAUUUACCUUUUCUCUUUGCAUCAUCAAAUCUUUGGGGAAGUAAAAAUAUAUCCUUCCCUGACAUCAAGAUUAAGAAUACACAUCCCCACGUGCCGAUGCCUGUUGUGUGAGGCGGCUGAGAGACGCGUAGCCGCUGCAAUACAGGAGGCUGAGGCAAGGACAGGGCCUUCCUCCUCACAUAUUUUUGCCUAGAUGUCAAAAUGGUCAUCAUUUGAUAAUGAUGAUGGAGGAAAACAAUCUGUUUAGUGUAUUUGGAGGACCAAAUGUGUGACUUUAGCUUUCCUCCUUUGGUGCAGGACAGUGGCGGGCGAGCACCCUGCCUGUGACCUAUCCUAAGUUACAUUCUGCCUUCAUCACAACCUUUUUCUGAGUCUGUACAUAUUGUUUAUAAUUAUGUCACAGUUUUUUGUGUAUAAUUAAAGAAUCUCACCUUGCAUAUUAUGUAAAGUGUGUCGAUGUGAAUCAUCCUGAAUAUGCUAUGUAUCUACACGCAAAGUUCACCUAUUUAGGUUUACAUUCGCCAACAUUAUCGAUAUGAAUUAUAUUUCACCUUUUAUGAACUUGAAUUAGGUUUUGUUACUGGACCCUCUUUAAUCAUCAAUGCAGGAGCUUGCACAACUUUCAGUAAUUAUAUAACACCAUUUGAGAAGCUAUUACUUAUUUAAUUAUAUUUUAUUUAACUUUUUUGUCACAAGGCUGAUUUUAUUAUCUGCCGUGGUGACUUCUGUGGCACUGACGUCAGCUGCUCUUAUGAAAUAGGCCUUAGUUUUUGCUCAAUAUGAUACAUUUGAUGCAACUGCAUAUUACAGUUUAUAUGCAACUGCAUUAUACAAUAAACUGGUGUUGAAAUACCAGCAUAAUGGUCCACUCUGAACUAUAAGCUGUUUGUACAUUUUUUACAGUGGGAACAAGAGUGGCAUGCUGUUUAUCACAGUGCAGAAAGGAAACUUUUUGAUAAUUUGAAUAUUUCAAAACAUGAACCCAUGAGGCUGUUUAUCAGCUAAUAGUGGAUUGAAACUUAUUUAUUUUUAUCACAAUCCCGGAGAGAUGAACUGUUUGUAUAGAGUGCCAUCUUUAUUUCAUUGUUUUCCUGCAACGCAAGUGAAUAGCUCCUGCGUCCUGAGCUCAGACGCUUUCAUUUUCAUGCCAGUGAAUUAUUUUAUACUUUUAUAAAGAACUCUAACCAUAUCACACUAGGUCUAGGCUAAGAGUAGACAUUGACUAGUGUAACAUUUACAUGUCCUUUUUGUAUAUAUUGUAUUUUCUUUGCAAAUAAUGCUGAAUGGCUGUGUUACAAUUGGUGUUAGGGCCACGUAUCAGUUUGUUGUGCUUAACUUAACAUUUCUUAAAUAUUCCAUUAAGAUUUUAAACAACUGGGUACUUUUUCUCGAGAAUUACAAAUUUAUAGGUGGCCAUAUUUGUGCAGAAUGUCUAGUCAUUGCUUAGUAAUUGUAGUUGCAUUUCAAGCUUUUUAUAUACUAAUAUCAAACAUUAUUAGGUCUACUUCCAGAUCUUACGAUUGAAAAUGUAAUGGUAUAUUAGAAUUCAUAUUCCACCACAUAUGUUUCCAAAUGUCUACAAAAAUAAUAAAAUCAAUUCAAUAACUCGU